This is a messenger RNA of Mytilinidion resinicola, 629 nucleotides long. RefSeq lists its product as uncharacterized. The transcript is spliced from 4 exons. NCBI's taxonomy places the organism in Eukaryota, Fungi, Ascomycota, Dothideomycetes, Mytilinidiales, Mytilinidiaceae. Bases 65 to 496 code for a protein of 143 amino acids. The record is from RefSeq and is a predicted model, not a curated record.
AGUCGAAAGUCAUCUUUAAACAUAAAUUGCACGCCUCGAGACAUAGUUCUUUACCUCGAACAAGAUGUCUUCCGAGCAUCAAGCGGUCAGCAUGCCUAGAGAAGGCGCCCUGUGCUGGGUCGAAUUCCUCGCUCAUGACGUCCCGAAGCUCAAGGAGUUCUAUUCCGCUCUAUUCCCGAAUUGGGACUUCAAGCCCAACACCGAGGAGUACAAGAUUGAGGACAUUGCAAUGGUUUCCUUCUCAGGCGGAUCCGGGCUGAGCGGCGGGAUCGUCAAGCUUCCGGCAGACUGCAAGCGUGAGGAGCAGCAGAAUGGCGUUGGAACCACAUCAUACUUCCUCGUAGAGUCGAUUGAGGAGACCAAGCCCAAGGUUGAGAGACUUGGAGGCACUAUGUGCCUACCGAAGACAGAGCAAGGGAAGAAUGGAUGGUUUGCUAACUUCAGAGAUCCAGAGGGGAAUAGGUUCGGAGUCUAUGAAGUCAAUCGCGCCAACUAGUAUGAAUCGAAUGGACCCUAUGGGGGGAAAGUGAUAGGCAGCCACAAGAUAGUUGUUCGAGAUGCGUAUCAUUGGUGCUCUCCGCUGGUGGUGUGUUCGUUGAUGUAAGGUUUGCGAUGGAAUACUUCCCGAG